Molecule: messenger RNA, 1201 nt
Organism: Erinaceus europaeus (western European hedgehog)
Lineage: Eukaryota; Metazoa; Chordata; Mammalia; Eulipotyphla; Erinaceidae
Gene: PMM2
Product: phosphomannomutase 2
Exons: 8
Coding region: 73-816 (247 amino acids)
Biological process (GO): mannose metabolic process; GDP-mannose biosynthetic process; protein N-linked glycosylation
Cellular component (GO): cytosol
Molecular function (GO): phosphomannomutase activity
Source: RefSeq, a predicted model, not a curated record
CGGCGAGCGGAGCCGGAAGUUCCGGGUCACGCCGCCCACGUCCACGCGUCCUGAAAGCUGGAAGCCGCGAGCAUGGCGGCGGCCCGGAGGGUGCUGUGCCUCUUCGACGUGGACGGGACCCUGACUGCCCCGCGGCAGAAAAUCACCAAAGAAAUGGACGACUUUCUCCAGCGACUGCGGCAGAAGAUGCCAAUCGGAGUGGUCGGCGGGUCGGACUUGGAGAAAGUGCAGGAGCAGCUGGGAGACGACGUGGUUGAAAAAUAUGAUUAUGUGUUCCCAGAAAACGGGCUGGUGGCCUACAAGGACGGGAAGCUCUUGUGUAAACAGAGCAUUCAAGGCCACCUGGGCGAGGCCCUAAUCCAGGACUUGAUCAACUACUGUCUGAGCUACAUCGCCAAGGUCAAGCUCCCUAAGAAGAGGGGCACGUUCAUCGAGUUCCGGAACGGCAUGCUGAACGUGUCCCCGAUCGGAAGGGGCUGCAGCCAGGAGGAGCGUGUGGAGUUCUGCGAGCUGGACAGGAAAGCAAACAUCAGGCAGAAGUUCGUGGAAGACCUGCGGAAGGAGUUUGCGGGGAAGGGCAUCACGUUCUCCAUAGGGGGCCAGAUCAGCAUCGACGUGUUCCCUGACGGCUGGGACAAGAGGUACUGCCUGGGCCACGUGGAGGAGGGCAACUACGAGACCGUCUACUUCUUUGGGGACAAGACCAUGCCGGGAGGCAAUGACCACGAGAUCUUCACAGACCCCAGGACAGUGGGCUACACGGUGACAGCACCCGAGGACACACGCCGGAUCUGCCAGGAGCUCUUCUUCCCCUGACGCGGCCUGUCAGCUGCGCCACGCAGAGGGAGGGGUGGCUCUGACCCCACACUCCGCACAGAAGCCCUCAGACUUGGGGUCUGGGCUUCAUCUUUCCAGAAGGGCCCAGAAAGAACAGAGGUGCCCCACCCCCCAGAUGAGAGGUGGCAGGACCACCCGACUGGAAUCAGCCUGAAGUGAAGCUUGGGUGCUGGACAGACACCCUGGCUGGGCUCACUCGGCCAUUGGGACGGGUGCAAAGGUGCCACCACUUGGAGACCUGGGCCGGACUGUGACCUUCAGUGCCGGCUGCCUUCUGUCCACUCUCCUUGGGGCGCCUGACUGGAUUCCAAGGCCGCACCUUCCUUCCCCAGGGAGGAUGGCCGAUUAAACCCCUCUCCUGGUG